This is a messenger RNA of Fusarium sp. VM40, 933 nucleotides long. The record is from the annotation of a GenBank genome assembly. Lineage: Eukaryota; Fungi; Ascomycota; Sordariomycetes; Hypocreales; Nectriaceae.
AUGUCGCAAACAAACUGCCGUUUCUAUGAGGAGAAGUACCCGGAGAUCGAUAGCUUCGUCAUGGUCAAUGUCAAGCAGAUCGCCGAGAUGGGUGCCUAUGUUAAGCUCCUGGAGUAUGACAACAUCGACGGCAUGAUUCUGCUCUCUGAGCUGUCGCGACGACGUAUCCGAAGUAUCCAGAAGCUCAUCCGAGUUGGUCGCAACGAGGUUGUCGUGGUGCUCCGUGUGGACAAAGAGAAGGGUUACAUCGAUCUUUCCAAGCGACGAGUCUCCCCCGAGGAUAUCGUGAAGUGCGAGGAGCGAUACAACAAGAGCAAGAUGGUACACUCCAUCAUGCGCCACGUUGCCGAGAAGGUCGCCGUUCCCAUCGAGGGCCUUUACGAGGCCAUUGCUUGGCCCUUGAACAAGCGAUACGGCCAUGCUAUCGAUGCCUUCAAGCUCUCCAUCACCAACCCCGAAGUCUGGAACGAUAUUACCUUCCCUAGCGAUGCCGUCAGCGAGGAGCUCAAGACAUACAUCAGCAAGCGACUCACUCCCCAGCCCACCAAGGUCAGAGCCGAUAUCGAGGUCACCUGCUUCGGUUACGAGGGUAUCGAUGCUGUCAAGACUGCUCUACGCACCGCCGAGGCCAACAACACCGAGGACACACAGGUCAAGGUCAAGCUCGUAUCUCCCCCUCUUUACGUCCUUACAAGCACAUGUUUGGACAAGGCCGUCGGUAUCACUCGUGUGCAAGAGGCUAUUGUCGAUGUGCGAAAGAGCAUCGAGGCCGCUAAUGGUCACUUGACAGUCAAGAUGGAGCCCAAGGCCGUCACUGAGAGCGACGACGCUGAGCUGCAAGCACUGAUGGAGAAGCGUGAGCGUGAGAAUGCUGAGGUCAGCGGUGACGAGAGCAUGAGCGACAGCGAUGAAAAUAUUCCUGAAACCAUCUAG